Messenger RNA from Lycium ferocissimum, 1432 nucleotides. RefSeq names its product cytochrome P450 724B1. The record is from RefSeq and is a predicted model, not a curated record. NCBI's taxonomy places the organism in Eukaryota, Viridiplantae, Streptophyta, Magnoliopsida, Solanales, Solanaceae. The transcript is spliced from 9 exons. Gene Ontology annotation, biological process: sterol metabolic process. The coding region runs from base 113 to 1432 and encodes 439 amino acids. Gene Ontology annotation, molecular function: monooxygenase activity; oxidoreductase activity, acting on paired donors, with incorporation or reduction of molecular oxygen; iron ion binding.
GCUUCUUCCAUUCACAUUAGCUUUCUUAUUUGGUACUGUAAUUUUGGUCUUAAUCUUUCACCAAUUCUUCUUAGUUGAACAUCAUAAGCCUAAAGGCUUACCUAGUGGGAACAUGGGCUUGCCCUUUGUUGGAGAAACAUUUGGCUUUUUUACCCCUCAUAAAUCAUUCUCCAUUGGCAACUUCUUGCAAAAACAUCGAUCUAGAUAUGGACAAGUAUUCAAAUCCUAUCUUUUUGGGUCUCCAACAAUUGUUUCGUGUGACUUAGCACUCAGCAGAUUUGUCCUUCAGAAUGAAGGCAAGUUGUUCCAAAGCAGCUAUCCAAAAUCAGUUAGGGACAUUCUUGAUAAACACUCUUUGAUGCUUGUCACUGAUGCUGACCUUCACAAAAAGUUCCGAAGCAUUGAAAUCGGCCUCAUCAAUAAAUUCAAGUACACACCGGAUUCUCUCAGUAAUAUUGAUAAACUGUGCGUCUCAUUAAUGGAAUCAUGGAGAGGAAAUCAACUUGUUCUCUUCUCAAAAGAAUCUAAACAGUUUAGCUUUAAUCUCAUGUUGAUGAAUUUGUUGGACAUGCAACCGGGAGAGCCACUUGGUUUGCAGUUACUAGAAGAGUUCCUCACCUUCAUGAAAGGCUUUAUCUCCAUUCCAAUUAACCUUCCCUGGACACCCUAUGCCAGGGCCUUGAAGGCUCGUACGAGGAUCUCAUCCACCUUGAAACAAAUACUAAAAGACAGGGAAAAUAGAAAAGAUGUGGAACUAGUACUUAGGCCAGCCAAGAGAGACCCUUUUGAUGAGAUUUUAUUGAAAGAACACUUAAAUGAUGUGGAGAAAGUCUGCAUUAUCCGCGACCUUCUAUUUGCGGGUUAUGAAACAACCUCAGGACUUUUGUCCCUACUUGUCUAUUUUCUUGCCCAAUCACCACGAGCUCUUCAAAAUUUGAAGGAUGAACACCGCGCAUUAAGGAGAAAGAAAAAGGAGGGAGAACCUCUAAACUGGGAAGAUUAUAAGCAAAUGGAAUUCACCAUUAUGGUCAUAAAUGAGACUCUACGUUGUGGCAACUUGGUGAAGUUUGUUUACAGGGAAACUAUCAAGGAUGUAGAAUUCAAAGGAUAUCAUAUUCCAGUGGGCUGGAAGGUACUUCCUAUUUUAUCCGCAGUACAUCUUGACCCAUCGUUGCAUGAAAAUCCAUCCGAGUUUAACCCUUGGAGAUGGACUGAUCCAGCCACAAGAAAGAAGGUGAUUCCAUUCGGAGGUGGAUUGCGGUUGUGUCCCGGGUCGGAGCUUGCUAAAUUAGAAGCAACUUUCUUCCUACACCAUCUUGUCCUCAACUACAGGUGGACAGUGAAAGAAGAUGAUUAUCCAAUGUCGUACCCAUAUAUGGAGUUCCCAAGAGGAUUGCUAAUAGCUUUGGAGGCAGAAACUACCGAAUUUUAG